AUUUCAGGGUGGAGGGAUAUGCAUUUACCUCUGACUGGCCUUCCUCUCUGUUGGAUCAGGAUUUCUCACAUGCACUUCUCUCCUUUGAAAGAGAGAGAAAGAUCGUUAAGCAUCCCUAGAUUGCAGAGACGGUGCCACCUGACAUCUGAGUUCCAUCCAGCAAAGCUCAGAGUGGUUUCUGAAAUCCUUGAAGAUGAAAAGAUGUUGCAUGCAAUUUCCAUUUUCCGGUGGAAAAGGGCCUACAUGUAGAUAAGAAACAGGCCAACUAUUGAGAGCUCCUUUCUGGUGGGAAAUGAAUCAGGAGUUGUCAUUUCUAUAUAAUAGGGAGGAGAAGCUGAAGCUCAGGACAACUUCUUUGCAGAAUCUCCUAGUCUGGAGCAGAGCUGGGGUCAGUGCCAGGAGGCCUGACACUGCCAGGCCAGUCUCUCCCAAAAGUGAAGACACCACUGGACCUUAGAAUGACUCAGAUUUUAAGGAACUGGUCCAACUCAAGGCCAAUUUCCAAAUUAGAUGGAGUUGCUUGGAAUUAGAUGGAGUUGCUUGGAGCCUUGCCCACUGGAAAGAAAACUGUGGUUUUGGUGAUGUUGAGACAAAGCCCUUAAAUGAGGAAACUAUGGGUGGUAGCGAAGUCUGUUCCUGCAAUCCUAAAGCCAGCCAAGGAUCCUGCUGUUGAGCCCAGUUCAGCUGUUGACUCUCCAGCUGCCCCAGUGCCCCUGAGGGCUGUUUGCCAUGGGGAGAGGAGCAGCUGGCUGCACUCUGAAAUGCCUGAGUUUUCCCAAGAUACUCAUUGUCUGUCUGCAGCACCAGCCUCCACCCUACUUGCUCACUCAACCGUGGCUGAUGUGUCUUUAAUUAAAGAAGAGGAGCAAUUUGAGAUUUCAUUUUCUUUCCUCAAUUGAAUUUCCUAUUUUCAUCACAUUUUGUGAGGUCCCCUCACCUUACUUUUGUCUUGUAGUUUUGCUGGGGGACCUUUAGUUUGUGGUGUGUCUCCUCUAAUAUAAGGAAGAAACAGGAGAAAAACAGAUUGUUUUGGGCCAGGGAAUUAAGAUCCUGGGUCAGAUGGCUGCUACGGUCAUUAACAUAUUUACAUUUUUGCUUAAGAGCCUCGUUGAGGAUCAAGGGAGUUAAGGGCGAUUGUCAUUGAAAUGCGGAUGAAACCUUGCAUGAAAUUGCCGUUAGUGUCCCAUUGUCUGGGGGCACGAGGGGGGGGCAAACGGCUUCCUCAUCCCUGCUCACUAGCCUGCCCGGGAUCGGGGACUGGCAGAAGGAGCUGCGCUGAGGAAGGGCUCCGUGGUGCCUGUGCUGCGGGAGCUUUGCUCCCCGUGGGGCUGGAGCCGGGCUCAGCACGGCCCUGCUGCCUGUCCUCGGGUGAGGCCCUGAUGCUCGGCUGGGCUUGUGGGACAAUUGGCCCCGAAGGAGAUCGUCAUGGAUAAAUGCAUGAAGCAGCUAGCAAAGUUUGAUCCUGACAACACUGGCUACAUCAGCACGGAGAAGUUCCGCUCCCUUCUCCAGAGGCAUGGCUCGGAGCUGGACCCCCACAAGCUGGAGGUCCUGCUAGCCCUGGCAGACAGCAACUCUGAGGGGAGGAUCUGCUACCAGGACUUCGUCAACCUGAUGAGCAACAAAAGGUCGAACAGUUUCCGCCAAGCCAUCCUGCAGGGGAACAGGAGGCUGUGCAGCAAGGCCCUGCUGGAGGAGACGGGGCUGAGCCUCUCGCAGAGGCUGAUCCGGCACGUGGCGUACGAGACCCUGCCGCGGGAGAUCGACCGCAAGUGGUACUAUGACAGCUACACCUGCUGCCCCCCGCCCUGGUUCAUGAUCACCAUCACUAUUGUAGAGGUUGCCUUUUUUCUUUACAAUGGAGUGGUCUUAGACAGAUUUGUGCUGCAAGUCAGCCACCCCUUGUACCUGAAGAAUGCAUUACUGUACCAUCCCCAGCUUCGGGCCCAGGCUUGGAGGUACCUAACCUACAUAUUCAUGCAUGCAGGGAUAGAACACCUUGGGCUCAAUGUUGUCCUCCAGCUCUUGGUUGGGGUUCCUCUGGAAAUGGUGCACGGAGCUGCGAGGAUCAGUUUUGUAUACGUUGCAGGAGUUGUGGCAGGGUCCCUGGCAGUGUCAGUGGCUGACAUGAGGGCGCCGGUGGUGGGCUCCUCUGGAGGUGUGUAUGCUCUUGUCUCUGCUCACCUGGCCAAUAUUGUGAUGAACUGGUCAGGAAUGAAGUGCCAAUUCAAACUCCUGCGCAUGGCUGUUGCCUUGAUCUGUAUGAGCUUUGAAUUUGGAAGAGCCGUGUGGCUGCGAUUCCACCCCUCCGCUUACCCCCCAUGCCCCCACCCCAGCUUCAUGGCUCACCUGGGAGGGGUGAUGGUUGGAAUCACCCUUGGUGUUAUCAUCCUGAGGAACUAUGAGCAGAGACUCCAAGAUCAGACUUUAUGGUGGAUCUUCCUUUCUAUUUACGUAAUUUUUGUCUUGUUUGCCAUCUUCUGGAAUAUUUUUGCCUACAGUCUGUUGGAUCUAAAGCUACCUCCCCCUCCUUGAAAACAUGGGACAGAAAACUGGAGAGCAGAAGUCAUCUGUCAGCUGUGUUAAGUGAAUGAAGAUGGAGGAUCUAUUUUUGUAUUUAACUUGGGAGGAUGAUUCUUCUGAACACAUGAGUGUGCUGGAGGAGGUGCUUAAAGAUCUCAUGAAAGAAUGGGCUGAUCAGUUUGUUCAUAAAUCCAGCAGGUUCUGUAACUCUGGCUGGCCAUGCCUUGCAGUUUCUGCCCUGCACAUGGGCACUGACUGCUUGGGUUGUUAUCACACAUCAAUAUUUUCUACGAGAUAUUUGUAUUUCCAGGUCAGUAUUGGAAUUAUGGCCAAUUGUUCAGUGAAUUUCCUCGAUGUUACUGAACACUAAAAGUGAAAAAGAGCAGACAUUUACUAAUUAGAGACUCAAAUGGUACUCACAAGGCAGCUUGAGUCUGGUUUCUUUGGACACAUGUGACUGUUCAGCCAUACCAGUGCCACUGUCUAAUUACUUGAAUGGUUCCUAAGGUAUUUUAGCCUCUGCUGAAACUUGUCUUGCACAACUUUCAAAGGAAUCGGCAGAACUUGAUCACACAAAGUGAUGGAGACUGGUCUUCAACCACAGGUCAAAUGAAAUUGCACUAUAAACAUUGGGAAUCUUAGAGUGUUGUGGAUACCCAGCCAGAAGUGACUUUCCUGUGCAUGUUUCUCUUGAUUUUAAUUAAUUAUUCCCCCUUCCCCAGUCUAGCUGUGGCUAGAGGGUGUGGCUGGAUUGUUGAGUUUUUUGGGGGGAUUUUUUGUUGGUUUGUUUGUUGGGUUUGUUUUUUGGUUUUUUGGGGUUGGUGUUUUUUUGGUGUUUUUUUUUUGUUUGUUUUUUUUGGUUUUUUUGAGGGAUGACAAAAAGGAGGGCAAAUGUUCAUUUGUGGUUUUAUCAGACGACAAUCAGGUGCUGUUUUCUUCUCUUUUUUUUUUCCGACCACACUGACCUAACACCUGGCCUGCAGUGAGCUCCUAGCAAGGAUCUCAACACUUCCAGCAGGUUCUUACGAGGCAAAUGGGACCAUGAUCACCUCCAGCAGCCCAGGGUGGGAACUAUCCAGUCUUUACAGCCAUACAAUCCAUUUGGGGCCAAGUCCACUGACAGCAGUGGAGUUAAAUCAGUUUGUAUGUAGCACUAGUUUCCCAAUGAAGUGGAGAGGGUGUUAUUUGCUACAGUGAUCAUUGUGAAAUGAAUAAAACUGGUUUUAAUAUGACUUCUAAAAUUUUGAGGAUGCCUCUUCCUGAGGCAACGGAUGUCAGGAGCCCCAGACAAGAGUUAGUUGCAGUGAUGUCUUUUUCUUUAAUGUUGGUCAAGCCCAGUUCAGGCAAUCUGUAAGUGGGCUGUGGCACAGUUCACAGAAUUGCCUGCACAGACCUAGGGACCACAUGGGGACAUCUGUAGCACAAGCAGAGCUUAUAGGUACUCUUCUCUGUAAGGUGCUUAUUUUGCUUGUCACCUUAGAGAGCUGCCAAAUUACAGUCCAGGAGUGUGGGUGCCCUCUUUUUCUCUGCCCUUUACCCACCUAUUCAAUGGUCUGGACAAAGCAGCCAUAAUAGUCUCUCCAGAUAAGCUCCUCUCUUCCUUUUUUCUAUUUCCUGCUGAUGCCCAGGCACAGCCACCAGAGUCUUUCACAGCACAUCCCACAGGCACCGUAGUGGUUGUGUUUGCUCUGUAGAAAAAUGUCUCUGUGUUGUGGGCUUUAUUCUCUCAGCUAUCUAUCCUUGCUGCCAGAUGAUACCACAAGCUAGUAGGAGCCUAGCCUGUCCUUUUAGAGGGGGCAUCCACAAGUGCUUAUCAGCUGCCCCCUUCUUUGCCUCUUAUGGAAAAAUAACUCUGGGUUGAGGGGUAAAGUCUUCUCCUACCAGAUGCACUCAUAAAACUUAUGUUGCCUCAGAAGGAGGGGAUAGAAAAUAAGUGUAUCUGCAGCCUGGAAUAAGCCUUACCUGCAAAAGAAACAAUUUUUGGCACCUUUGUGCACAGAAAUGGGAUUUCUGAGGGCAGUUGCACUUUUUUUGUUCUGCAUGGCCAGUACGUUGCUCAUGGGCCCUCACUGUGGACCAAGAGGAAGGGAUAAGGGCCAGAGCUCUGAUCAUUUUGGAGAAGGGAUUGGUUCCCUGAGCCAUUUUACCUCUUCAGUUUGGGUCCAGAUCCCAGCAGUCACAAGAGUUCCCAUGGAUUGUUGCGGGUGCUGGCCCAGUGAAUGUUGUAGCUGUGGAUGCCCCUGGGAGCAGGCAGGAAGGAGAGUGGGAGCUAGGAGAGUUCUGACAUGGUUAUCAAGUAAGGAGGACAUUCCUUCCCUCACCUAUUGCUAAGCCUUUCUUACAGAUGCCUUGAAAACAGAGGUGACCAGGAAUGGGAAUUCUCCUGAAAUCUUAGGAAAGCUUUUAAAAUUUUGGUAGAAAAUUUCAGUUGCAAAAAAACCCAGAUUAUUUUGCCUAUAAUUUACCAGAGUGCAAUGUGCACCAAUUGAUUUUUAUUUUUGGUUUCUCAGCUGAAAGCUACUUACUGCCCAUGAGUUUCUUACCAGUAAAGGUUUCCAUGCCUGCCAGUGUGUGCUCUGAGGUGAAGCAGCAAGAUAAAAGUUCAAGAGCCGUCAGUUUCUUGAUCAGCUUGAUCAUGGCCAAAAUGUCUUUACUCAGCUCAGGAGUGGGAGGGAGCUGAACAGAGUAUGCAGAAGACAGCCUUCCUUGGUCCUUUUUCCUUAGAUGAGUGUAGUUUACAUGAACUGGUUGAAAACAGUUCUGAAGUUGAUCUUAAGACUUCUUCUUUUAAACUGUUGUUCAUCUUUCUGACUUCAUUCUGUGUCCCCAUACCCUGCCUGAGCAAGUGUACAAACAACCCUGGGGAUCAGAAAGGCCAGACUUUAGGGCAGUGUUAGAUUUAUGGUAGGUGAAGGAAUGAAACCCUCUCACAUUCCUGUUCAUCAGAGCUGAAAUCUCCUCCCAUCCAUGGAGCAGUUUGUGCACAGAGCCUGUUGUCUGCUAAGAAUCAAUCAGCCCAUGGAGCCAGAAGCAGCACAAAGUGCUUACGCUUUUUAAUUAUUUUUUUAAUCAUUGAAAUUACAGUGUGAAAACUUGCUAUGUUUUUACAGAGUAUCGCAAAUUCCAGUUAUGUUAUUUUCUAACAUACCCAGGAGUGCCACAGUGCUGCAGCACCACAGAGCUAACAGCAACCAGGCUUUUCUGUUACCUCCAGAUGUCCUUGAAGCUGCUGGCUCACGUUGGAGAUAGAAUAUUCUCCAUCCUGCUCAUUUGUGGUUCCAACCUGUCACAGUCAGCAGCAUGUUCCUGAAGGAGCAUCCAUUGAGGGACUGGUUUCAGUGAUUUGUUGUGGUUGUAUUUCAGCUACUGCCAGGAUUUUCCAUCAGUCAGAUAAAAGAUGAAUCUAUUGAUGGUCAUGACUGUGCAGUGCUGGAGCAGAAGGCAAGGACUGUCACCAGUGUACAGGUUUGAACAGAGCACCUCGGAGCAAGUUAUUUUACGCUGUGUCCUUGAGCGAGGACACAACACCUGGGGGAGAAAAGAAAAAAAGCAGCCGUUAGUGAGGUGGAUUUCCCGCGCGGUGAGUUCAUUGCAGCAGAGGUCCGUGAGGAUGAGGAGCAGUGCGGCAGGCGGAGCAGCCGGCGGCGCUGGAUGCGGGGCUGCCAGGGACACCUGCCGGCGGCGGGCAGCAGCGCCGGCCCGGCCACGGCGGGACGAGGGGCUCGCACAGCCGUGGGGAGGAGGAGGAAAGAGGAGAAGCAGGCAGAUCAAAGUCCACGGGGACUGCAAAUGGCACCUUUUAUUCCUAGACAGGUAAAGAUUGGUGUUAUACACAGCGAUAAUAACACAGACAUGAGGAGGGAGAGAGUUGUGAUGCAGUGGUGAGAGAGGUUUCCAGAAACAAUCUGUGAGUGAGGUGUAGCAGUCAUAAAAAUGCUGAUGAAUUUACUUUUGCUGAAUUUUUAAGACAACAUCUUGUGUCACUGUUUCCCUGUCAGUUGAUGAGAAAUCUUAGCACUUACGUGGCAUAUUGUGCUUUUUCACCACUUGCUCCUUUAGCAGUGGGAAGUAUGUCAUCAACAGGGAAGGGGGAAGCUAGAGAAAUUGUUACUAGAAAUAAAGCUCAGGGAUUCUGUAUCCCAAUACCUUGCUGCUUCUGAUGGAUUAUACUGUCCAUGUGUUUUAGAUCAGAUUGGGCCAUUUCAGUUUGAACUGUGCUAUGGAGGAUGGAAUCUGACAUGUUCAGAGCUUAUAUUGACAUGACAGCUGACCUCACAAGGCAGCUGCUGUUCUCUGCCAAUAUUUAGUCUCACAAGAUGGUGGGUAGGACUUUCACACAUCCUUCAGUGAGUAAAGAGCUCAAUGUCUGUUCACAAACAUUCAGUCUCAGCCCAAUUGCUUUGGAACACCCAUCCACUGGCUUUGCCCAAAGUGGAACUGGAGAAUGGGGACAUGGUAGUUCAGCACCAGCCACCUCUGGGGGCAAGCUGGGACUAGAGAGCACCUCUGAAUAUUGCUGCUCCCCUUCUCCUGUUACAGUGGUGGCUGCUCUGCCGUGCUUUGUGUGGUAGAACUCAAAGAUUCCUUCUCUCAUCACUGAUGCCAAGAGCUGGUUAUAAGGAAGUACAGAGUAUUUUGCAGGCCCAUAUAAAAGAAUCACACCCAAGACAGAAACCAAGCUUAUUUAAAGGCAAAUGUAUUUAAUGUCACCAGUAAUCAUUGGCUUUUAAUUGGAAAAAGCUUUCUAAUAUGCCAGUAGAAGUACAUAAAAUUUAUGUUUCAGGGUACUUUACAGCACAAAGCACAAAAUAUUCCCUAUGGUUUAAGUAGCUGAAGUACCUUAUUUUCAGUGAGCUUGAUAGACACGUUGUCACUGACUCUCUCCUGACUCCCACAGUGUCUGUUCAGUUUGCAAAUAAAGCCAGAUUUAUGCAGCUUUUCUUUUGCUUACACUACUAAUGCUAACAACACAUCCGAGUGUUAAACACAAAGCACUAAACUACAUAAUUUUCUGCCUUAAAAUACUGAACAAAUGGUACUUUCCCUGUGAAGGGCUAGUAAAGCAAAAUGAUAUUUGCAAGGUAAGAUGCUAUUGUAUGUUUCCAAAUAUUUUUGUAUUGUGUACAUUCUGUAUAUUUUUGUUGUGACAAUAUUAUUUGAGCGCAGAAUCCAUUAAAUUUUUUUUGUGGUUUUGUUUUCUGUUUCAUUUAUCUUUUCCUUUUUUUAAAUAAAAAUGAGUUGUUCUGUAGCACAUACCAAAAAACCAAGAAGGAACUUUCAAGGACAAUUUAGUAAGUUUGUCUACAGUUAACAUGUUUUUUAACAAAAGAGACCUUGGUUUGGAGCUCUGCCGUGUAAUCUUCUAAUAAUGACAUUGGUAAAUCAUUUUUAUGUCUAACAGAUAAAGGGGAGAGUGAACUGCAGCUUUAUUUCUCCACAAGAUCUAAAGAGAAUGCAGAACUGGCUUGGGACUUGUAUGGAAAUUCAGGUGUUGUCCCACCUUUUGGCAGCUGUCCCUUCACUGCAGUGACCUCACAACUGCAGGGAAGUUGAUGACAUUUGAGUAAAUUUUUAAACAUUUUUUUUACAUUUGAGUAAGUUUUUUUACUAGGGAAGAAGGGUUGUGCUUUUUUAACAUCAGACUCUACUGAGCGUUUUCAAAUCUGAGAGCCAACACUGGUAUCUUGAAUCAAGAGUGGAAACAACAUAUCCAGAAAAAAGUAAACCCCCAGCAAUAGUAAACCCCCAACUGAUUAAAAUAAAAAUCCUUCUACCAGUGUGGAAGGCAGAGUAUUAUUUUGAAAAGUAAGUUGUGUUUUUAUUGGGAAACACUGGGUUAUAAGUGUAAUUUGUAGGAAUGAAAAUGUAUGUAGGAGCAGUUCCUGUGCUACUCCUAAGGGAGGCAGAUCACUGCUACCAUGUGUGGGACUCAGCUCUUGCUCAGUCCUCUGCACGGAACUG
This is a messenger RNA of Motacilla alba alba, 8484 nucleotides long. RefSeq names its product rhomboid like 3 (gene RHBDL3). Lineage: Eukaryota; Metazoa; Chordata; Aves; Passeriformes; Motacillidae. Gene Ontology annotation, cellular component: membrane. Gene Ontology annotation, molecular function: serine-type endopeptidase activity; calcium ion binding. The record is from RefSeq and is a predicted model, not a curated record. The transcript has 8 exons. Bases 1426 to 2535 code for a protein of 369 amino acids.